AAUCUGUUUUACGUGAAAAUAAAUGAGAACACAUUGUGUUUCGGGCUUAGGGAGUUUUCAAUAGUGACUGGAUGAAGGUGUAUUGGUGAUGUUAAACAUGAGGACUGUUAUGGUGGUUCCAAUAGGCUUAAGGAAGUUUUCUUUCUAGGUCGUGAUAGGGUAUCAAAGGAUGACCUUAUUUUAUGUUUCGAACAAAAGGAAUGGCAAUCUGAUGGAGAUGCAGUAAAGAUUGCUCUGCUUUAUUUCUUAUACACAUUCCUUUUCUCCACUAUGAACUCUAGAUCAUUUGAAAGUAAUCGAGAUUUUAAUUUGAUUGAGAGUGGAGAAUUUGAGUUUUUUCCAUGGGGUAAGGUGGUGUUCACAUCAUUAAUAGAUUCUGUCAGAGAUAAGCUAAAGAAAGUCAACAAGUUUUAUAGGUUUGGUGGCUUACCACUAGCGUUGCAAAUUUGGGUCGAUGAGUGUUUUUCAAAUGUCCGUGAGGAGAUCGUCAUUCGUGUUUCAAACAGGGUUCCUAGGAUAUUAAACUGGCAAGUCAUCAAAGAGAAGCCAGGCUUCUCAAAGUUGUGCAAAGCCAUGUUCAAUAACAAGAUUAUUUAUUCAAAUAUAUCCGCAACGAAGGAAGAACUUGGUAUUCUACCUUUGCUAGAGAAUGAAGAAUAUGAUCUUCGAGAUUGUCGUCCAUUCCACGAUUCUCCUGAAUUUCAUGUGGGUGAUGAUGACUUCGAGAUUCCACCUUCGAAGAAGAUGAAGCAGCAACAUCAACAAGCAGCUACAAAGAUGAUAAGUUCAAUUAGUGACAUUUAAGUUUCAGCCGAGAAAGUUAUGAUGUCUGAUUUAAAUAAUGUAAGUUCAGCUUAGAGUUGACUUAAGGUAACAAGCUGUUAGUUGUUUUUAACGGUUAUACUCUUAUAACAUUCUUUAUUUUUAGCUUAGGGAAGAAUUUUUCUCUUUUAAGCAUGAUGUGAAAGAGUCAUUGGCCAAAUUUUCACAUGGUGUUUUAAGCAUGCCACCUCCAACGAGUAGCAACAACCAGUAACAACGCACUUCCAAAGUUACUUAUCGCUUUUUUGAUCAAAACCUUCAUGA
Molecule: messenger RNA, 1086 nt
Organism: Lycium barbarum (goji berry)
Lineage: Eukaryota; Viridiplantae; Streptophyta; Magnoliopsida; Solanales; Solanaceae
Exons: 2
Coding region: 271-804 (177 amino acids)
Source: RefSeq, a predicted model, not a curated record